Sphenostylis stenocarpa is the source of this 369-nucleotide messenger RNA. The record is from the annotation of a GenBank genome assembly. NCBI's taxonomy places the organism in Eukaryota, Viridiplantae, Streptophyta, Magnoliopsida, Fabales, Fabaceae.
AUGUUCUCCGAAUCAGAGAGAAAGAGAAAGAGGGAGAGAGAGAAGGAGGGGUUUGUUUCUCUACAGAGUUUGGUCGUUCGAGUAAAACGAUGUCGGAGUGCCAGAAGUAAGUUAAGAAGCACGCAUUACAACGUUGGAUUUGGCGAGUGGUUAGUAGCUGUUAUGUAUGGAAUUGGGAGGAACACAGCGUGGCCAUUUCUUUAUUAUUUUUCCUCCCCUAGUUUCCCCUCCACCACGCGCUUCCCUUAUCGCGUCGCCUUCCUCCGACCCGCAAGAGAAAAUUUCAUCACACACAUUAACAAUACAAAUAUGACGAGGAUUAGUAAAAGUUGGGGUGCGAAGAAUAGAUUGAAUAAGGAAACUGUCUAG